AUGGGAUCUAGUUCACGGACUCGAAAUUCCAAGAAUUAUUGUUCAACGCAGGCGAACGGGAAAGUCGAAGCUGCAAACAAGGUAAUUUUUAAUGGACUAAAGAAGAGAUUGGAUGAACAUGUUGGUUCUUGGGCUGACGAUGUGUGGUCAGUGCUGUGGUCGUACCGAACUACAGUGCACUCCACUACCAAUGUGACUUCAUUCAGGCUCAUCUACGUUGAAGAGGCAGUAAUCCCAGUAGAACUUGGAGAGCCAAGCCCGAGAAUUCUUCUAGGAACGUCGACAACCCAUGAAAGCUUGGACCUAAUUGACGAAGUCAGGGGUAUGACUAACCUAGCAGAACAAUCCCUGAAGCAAAGGGUAGCUAAGAGAUGCAACGCAAAAGUCCGGCCUAGGAGUUUCCAAGAAAGGGACUUAGUUUUAAGGAAAGCUGAUACCGGGGUAAGUUAG
This is a messenger RNA of Arachis ipaensis, 450 nucleotides long. RefSeq lists its product as uncharacterized. Gene Ontology annotation, molecular function: nucleic acid binding. NCBI's taxonomy places the organism in Eukaryota, Viridiplantae, Streptophyta, Magnoliopsida, Fabales, Fabaceae. The record is from RefSeq and is a predicted model, not a curated record.